This is a messenger RNA of Mus pahari (shrew mouse), 3231 nucleotides long. RefSeq names its product family with sequence similarity 173 member A (gene Antkmt). Gene Ontology annotation, molecular function: protein-lysine N-methyltransferase activity. NCBI's taxonomy places the organism in Eukaryota, Metazoa, Chordata, Mammalia, Rodentia, Muridae. The record is from RefSeq and is a predicted model, not a curated record. Gene Ontology annotation, cellular component: mitochondrion. Bases 2483 to 3172 code for a protein of 229 amino acids. The transcript has 5 exons. Gene Ontology annotation, biological process: peptidyl-lysine trimethylation; positive regulation of proton-transporting ATP synthase activity, rotational mechanism; regulation of mitochondrial ATP synthesis coupled proton transport.
CCUGCUGAGCAGUGAGCUCCUGUUUUCCUCUAAUUCCAGGGUGCUGCUGGGGUUCAGAGCAACUGCUGUAGUUUGGAAGACUUGGGCUAAUUGAUUUUUUUUUUUUAAAGGUGACCUGGGUGGGGGGGAGGGCAAGCAGACAUCACUUCCAGCUCUGAAUGAGGCCUUUAGGGAGGGGUUCUGUAGUCUGGCAGGGCGCCAUUCCCUUCCAUGGUCCUUGUGAGCCAUACAGUCAUCCUUGGCCCGGUCCUGCCCUUGGGGAAGAAUGGGCCCCUCUGUCCGGAGGCCCCUGAGACGUGCUGAGCAUCCAGACACGGCAGAGUGCCGGCAGGCAGGGUGUGAGGUCUCCCCUGCGGGAUCCUGCUUGUUCGUUUCCGGUGGGAGAAAUGGACAAUGGGGUCUCUAAGGACUGUUUCCCGCCACUGGCCCCGUUGUCGCCUUCCCUGCCUUUCUCCUGCGCCUCAUUAUUGUGCAAAAGGCUAGUGAGACCCUUAACAGACAAAGCCUGUGGCUUGAAAGCCCUCGAGUGAGGUGUGCGCCGGGUCUCUUAGGACGUCAGACCCCUUCUGCCUUUACCUCAAGGCUCCGGGGAAACAGCUUCAGCUCCCGUGCUGGGUAGAGUGAGAGUGGAGUUCUAUAAAUGCAUGACCUCCCUUUCAGGCUUUCAUCCAUCAUGAGCCCCAACAGACUAUUCAUUCAGACUGGGAGAGUGACAAGGCUGUGCACAGACCAGACAGACAGAUGUUUCCUUGCCUCAGACUUCGACAAUGGUGGUGCCAUGCCCUACAUAGGCCCUGGAAUGGCUUCUUUGGAAUAUUUAUAGUCAGAUAACUUAAAUCACACCUGUGUAAUCUGAGGGUGGACAGAGAGCAUGCUCCUUUUCCAUAGACUGCUUCUGGAGAGGGAGGGGUACUGAGGGGCCGAGGUCACUCCUGAAGAGUAGGCCAUUGCAUUUUCUCCCUCCAUAUCUGCCUCUGAACAGGCCCCUUGCUACUUUCUCUCUCUCCCCACAAGCUCCAUGGAGUGCUAAGGGUUUAGACCCUCGUCUUUCUAUCUGGUAGGGGAAGGCUGGUCCAGUGGCCUCAAGUCUGCUCUAGGGAACAGGUGGUGAAGGCUCCAAACAGUAGAGGCAGAGACAGCGAGGAUGGUGUGUACGAGCAGGUGGACCCAAAUCACAGGAGCUAGCCUGGGAAAGCCUUGUGAGGACCAGAGACACCUCCAAGUAGAGCCCUGGCAGCUGAGGAGCAGAGUGUGGGCACCAAUGUCAGGUAAAGUUGUCAGGACUUUCUGGGUGCUCUAGGUCUUAGAAUAUUGCCAGGAGCAGCAGACUGGAAUAGCUAUGUCCAAGCAACCCUGUCUAGAAUUCAGUGUGUGGGAGGGCUCUGGUAUAAAUCUCCCGGUGGCCAGAUUCUGAGCUGGAUGGAGCAGAGCCUCUCUGCAGAAUACAUGUACACCUGCUGUCUUGGGACACCUGUCCUGCAGAUGGUUUUGGAGGGUAACACUCUGCGCCUGGGCAAUAGGGUGGUUGGUCUUGGGUAUGUUCAGCUUGGAAGCCAUCACCGUCUAUGCUAGGGAUGGCCAAAGAGGAUCAGGCCAUGAGUGAGCAUAGACAGGGAAGAUCUGCCGUUCCCAGACAGUUAGCCUGAAUGUGGGUGGUCGGGGUCCAGCAGCUUGACUCAAGGCUCUGUUUCCAUGCAGGGCCUUACUAGAAAUCACUCAACCCUUUAUUUUUGAAAGAAGGAGAUCUUCCGGACUCCUGGGCUGUCUUCCACCCUAGGCUGGGCCCUUUGCCAGCACCCAGUCGCUCACAUCCGGCCCCCUCCCUCCAUACUUACUAGAGAGCCAACAUCUGUCUCUAUCUGCCCGCCCCUCUCCUUCGACCCCAGAAUACUCUCUGUUUCCCGCCUAAUUAUUGUCGCGGAAGAGGGGGAGGGGCGACUGGAAGGACGUCCUCUGAGGUUUGCUUCUGGGUUUUUGGUAGGCUUUCAGUCAUUUCUUGUCUUGGUCAACAGAAUUUGCAUGAGAGUGACUUUAAGUUAUAGACCCUGGCUAUAACCCGAGGCUGCCGGCCAGGAGUAGUACAGCCUCGAGGAUUUAGAACUGAGAUUCCAUUCCAUGUGGUUGUCUGUAGCUGAAGCUGACCGCUGUAUGUCUCGGACCGUAGACCCACUCGUGGCAAACCCUGUCAUUCUCGCCCAUCUCCUGCGUCAUCGCGACCCCAAACCAUCAUCCGGAACCCAAGGAGGGUCCCCCGGAUGGCUGGGCGGAAAAGGAUGAGUGUCGGACUGGCCGCGGAGGCCUCCUCCACUUCCGGCGGCGGAUGGCAGCGGAUACUUAGACUUCUGCAGUUGCGGCUGCCGCUGGUGUAGGCUGCGAGCGGACAGAGCUUGGCUCAGGCUGGGGGCAGCGGGGAGGGCAGCCGCUUCCAGUUGCGGGCCGGGAGCCUUGGGAAGUAGGGCCUGGAACUGGGUGUCUGUCAGUCAUGGAUCUCGACGACCCAGCCGAAGCGUUGACCGAGCUACGCGAGAGGCGGCUGGGCUUGCUGGAGACACUGCAGGCGGCGGCAGGCUCGGGAUUGGCCGUCUAUACCAUAUGGGCACUGCUGCUGCAGCCGGGCUUCCGCCGGGUGCCUCUGAGGCUGCAGGUGCCCUACGUUGGCGCGAGUGCCCGGCAGGUUGAGAACGUGCUGUCACUGUUGCGAGGCCGCCCUGGAAAAAUGGUGGAUCUAGGCUCUGGUGAUGGCAGGAUCGUGCUGGCGGCCCACCAAUGUGGUCUCCGUCCAGCUAUGGGAUAUGAGCUGAACCCGUGGCUUGUGGGACUUGCACGGCUGCAUGCCUGGAGGGCCGGUUGUUCUGGGAGUGUCUGCUACCAUCGAAAAGAUCUCUGGAAGGUGAGCCUCAGGGACUGUCACAACGUGUCUGUGUUCCUGGCUCCCAGUGUGCUCCAACUGCUGGAGGACAAGCUGCAAGCCGAGCUCCCUGUGGGGGCCCGUGUGGUAUCUGGACGAUUCCCCCUUCCCACCUGGCAGCCUGUAGCUGUGGUGGGCGAGGGCACCGACAGAGUUUGGGCCUAUGAUUUCCAUGGUGAUGGGCUAGCUGUGUCUUCUUGUGGGGUGCCCAUCAAGGCCAUCCCAGAGUCCAGUUCUACCUUAGUCCCUAGAGCCCCUGUUUGACAAGCUGGCUGACUGGAUAAAAUAAAGACUCUGUGGGUUCAGUCAUGGGUUCAAUCCUG